AUGUUAUCAAAGCGUGAUUUAUUACUGGUUCGUCCUUGGGAGCAACUACGAUUUAAAAAUCAUAGAAACAAGGUAGCUAGGGCCACACCCGCUAUAGAUUUUGGUCCUCCAGUUCCCAGAGACCAUGUUAAACUAAAACUUAAGAAAUGCCAAAAAGAAGCUGAACGUUGUGAAAAAAUUGCCCAAGACAAUAUUAAAUUGCUUCAGCGGUUGCAGUCAAUUAUGAAAGUCAAUAAAGUUGACAAUUAUUGGACGGAAGCACCUCCAAAGUAUAUUUAUAAAUAUACUUUAUAA
This is a messenger RNA of Ctenocephalides felis (cat flea), 294 nucleotides long. RefSeq lists its product as uncharacterized. The transcript is spliced from 2 exons. The record is from RefSeq and is a predicted model, not a curated record. Bases 1 to 294 code for a protein of 97 amino acids. NCBI's taxonomy places the organism in Eukaryota, Metazoa, Arthropoda, Insecta, Siphonaptera, Pulicidae.